AUUCAACACAGCUCGUGUUGGUCCUUUGUGACACAAACACACCAUUUUUUUACAGAAGAAAUACACCAUUUUUGAUAUAAUUCAUUGCUAAUAAAGUCUUGUUUUAUCUUAUUUCUCCACAGAUCCAUCAUCUUCUUCUUUCUCCACUAACCUACUCACCAUUUCAUAUUAUAUUUAAAUUCGUCGAUCAGAUCCAAAUUUCUUUCUCAUUUCUGCUAAACAUUAUAUAUAAUUUAGACAUUCAAAAUAUAUUUCUUUUCAUUUUUACAUGCGAAUCCUCCAUGACGAGGAUUAAGCAGCUGAAUCCAUAUUCCAUUUUCAUAUUUUCCAUCGGGCUAUGUGUCCUAGAUUCCGCGUUUGUAAGCUGUCGAAACCCCUCGUUUUCUCCGUUAAUAACUUCGAAGAAGGGGAACAAGCCUUUACCUGUUGAAACAACGUUCAAAAUUCCGGCACCAGUGCCAAAAUGGCCCCAAGGUGAUUACAAAGGUAAUGGUUUUGCAAGUGGAGCAAUUGAUUUAGGAGAACUAAAAGUUUCUCGUAUCACAACUUUUAACAAGGUUUGGACUGCCCGUGAAGGCGGUCCAAACAAUCUUGGCGCAACAUUUUAUGAACCAAUUUCUAUACCAGAAGGGUUCUCGGUACUUGGUUACUAUAGCCAACCAAACAACCAGGCUUUAUAUGGAUGGGUUAUGGUUGCUAAAGAUGUGAGAAAUGAUCAGUUUCGACAAGCCCUCGCAUUACCAACUGAUUACACUCUUGUUUGGAGUAGUGAUUCUCAAAAAAUUAAGCAAGAUGGAAUUGGCUAUAUAUGGCUACCAGUGCCGUCAAAUGGUUACAAGGCUGUGGGUCAUGUUGUCACAAAUUCAUCGGAGAAGCCUUCCCUGGAUAAAAUUCGUUGUGUACGAUCAGAUUUAACAGUGGAUAUUGAAACUGACAAUUGGAUUUGGGGACCAAAAAGUAGGUUCAAUGUAUACAGCUCAAGGCCAGUGGUUAGAGGAAUUCAAGCCUCAAGUGUAGCUACUGGAACAUUUGUGGCUAAGAAAGAUGGAGAUGCACCUUCUUUGUCUUGUUUAAAGAAUAUGAAGAAUGAUCUGUCUAGCAUGCCAAAUUUAGAUCAGAUUCAAGCAUUGUUUAAGGCUUAUUCACCGGUAGUAUACUUUCAUCCCAAGGAAGAAUAUUUUCCCUCAUCAGUAAGUUGGUUUUUCCAAAAUGGCGGAUUAUUGUACACAAAAGGCCAAGAAUCUAAACCAGUUGAGAUUGAACCCACGGGCUCGAAUCUUCCACAAAAUGGAUCAGAUGAUGGUGCAUAUUGGUUAGACCUCCCGACAGACAAAACGGCUAGUGAAAAAGUAAAGAAAGGCGAUUUAGCAGAUGCAGGGGUAUAUUUACACGUUAAGCCUGCUCUUGGUGGCACAUUUACUGAUAUUGCAGUCUGGAUAUUUUACCCUUUUAAUGGGGCUGCAAGGGCUAAAAUUGAAUUUGUCACAGUCUCGCUAGGAAGAAUUGGUGAACAUGUUGGUGACUGGGAACACGUAACGUUGAGGAUCAGCAAUUUUGAUGGAGAGUUAAAAAGUGUGUAUUUUUCACAGCAUAACAAAGGAAGUUGGGUGAGUGUAUCAAAUCUUGAAUUUGAAAAAGAUAACAAGCCUGUGGUCUAUGCCUCAUUGCACGGGCAUGCAGCUUAUCCACAGGCCGGGCUAGUAGUGCAAGGGACGGCAUCAAUUGGGAUAAGAAACGAUACGUCUAGAGGUAAUGUUGUGAUGGACACCGGAUCCAGAUACUUGGUGGUUGGAGCAGAGUACUUGGGAGCUUCAAAGAUUGUUGAACCACCCUGGUUGAAUUAUGCUAGAAAAUGGGGUCCAAAAAUAACUUACAAUAUUAAUGAUGAGUUGAGUAGAGUGAAGAAAUUGUUGCCUGGGAUGUUAAAGACAAAGUUUGAUGGAGUUAUCAAAAGUCUGCCUCCAGAAGUAUUAGGUGAACAAGGACCAACAGGGCCAAAAUGGAAAGAUAAUUGGAGCGGCGAUGAGAGGGUUUAGCUUAGAUGUAAUGAAAUAUAUGGAUUCUUGUUGUCUGUCUAGAAAUGGAAUUUUAUCAAAAUCAUUUAUGUACUCCAUGAAAUAGAGAUGAUAAUGUCUUCAUAUAUCUUACUAUUUGCAAGAUUGAAUUGAGAAA
Molecule: messenger RNA, 2172 nt
Organism: Daucus carota subsp. sativus
Lineage: Eukaryota; Viridiplantae; Streptophyta; Magnoliopsida; Apiales; Apiaceae
Exons: 3
Coding region: 282-2036 (584 amino acids)
Source: RefSeq, a predicted model, not a curated record